AUGCUGGGAGGCGCGGGCUGCGUGGCGCUGCGCGGGCUGAGCGCCGGCCGCGCCUCGCGCGCCGUCGCCGCCGCCGAGCUGCUGGCCGCCGCCGCCGACGCCGACGCCAACGACAGACCGGUAUAUGUGGACGUGGACGCGGAGGGCUACUUGGUGCCGGCGGGCGCGCGCGGCACGUGCGGCGCGGCGGCACUGGCGGCGCGCGCGCGCCUGGCGCCCGGUAAUGCCGUGCUGGAGCGUGUGGAGGCGCCCGGUAAUGCCGUGCUGGAGCGCGUAGAGGCGGCGCGCUCGCGCCUGGCGCCCGGCAAUGCCGUGCUGGAGCGCGUGGAGGCGGCGCGCUCGCGCCUGGCGCCCGGUAAUGCCGUGCUGGAGCGUGUGGAGGCGCCCGGUAAUGCCGUGCUGGAGCGCGUGGAGCCCGCGGCGCCCGGCGCCUGGCGCGUCGUGGUCACGGCCGCCGCGGCGCCGCACGCCGAGCUGCUGCUGUGGCCCAGCGAGGACGCGCUCGAGCGCGCGGCCGUGCCGCACCUCACGCCAGAUAACAAAAUAGGUCCUGGUGAAUACGGUUGCCACCGUUGCGACGCCCGCUUUGACGCUCCACACAUGCUGCGGGUGCACCUGUUCCUGGGCUGCCGGACGCCGUCGGCGCUGCUGUUCCUCUCCGCCCUGGUGCACGGCGCGAGCUCGCCGCUGGACCUGCGGAGCGCGUUCCGGCCGUACACGGGCGCGUCGCCGGCGCGCCUGGCGCCCGCCGCGCUGGAGGCGCUGGCGACGGCGUGGGGGCGCGGCGCGGGCGGCGGCGCGGGGCACGCGUGCCUCUACUGCGGCCGGCUGUACUCGCGCCGCUACGGGCUGAAGAUCCACCUGCGCACGCACACGGGCUACAAGCCGCUGCGCUGCCCGCACUGCCGGCGCGCGUUCGGCGACCCGAGCAACCUCAACAAGCACGUGAAGCUGCACGGCGCGGGCGCGGGCGCGGCGCGGGGCGGCGGCGCGCACGCGUGCGCCGAGUGCGGCAAGCUGCUGGUGCGGCGCCGCGACCUCGAGCGGCACAUGCGCGCGCGCCACCCCCCCAGCGAGCUCUGACGGCUCCCACCGAUGUGCCGUACCCGCACCGACCCGGGUAGAUUAUGACUGCAAGGGGAUGCCGAAAUCGAGACAAAUGUCUUAGAAAACUUUACUGCUAAGUAUAAGUAGGUAGGUCAUACCGAGACGAUGUCCGAGUCAUUUCGA
Leguminivora glycinivorella is the source of this 1230-nucleotide messenger RNA. RefSeq names its product PR domain zinc finger protein 13-like (gene Prdm13). Lineage: Eukaryota; Metazoa; Arthropoda; Insecta; Lepidoptera; Tortricidae. The transcript has 3 exons. Gene Ontology annotation, cellular component: nucleus. Bases 1 to 1083 code for a protein of 360 amino acids. The record is from RefSeq and is a predicted model, not a curated record.